UUUCACGCCAGUGGAGGCGGCCAUAUUGCAACGAUUGAAACACGCACCUGUUGUUAAGUUGGUGGAAAUGAUUCAUACAAUACUGUCCAGUCGUUUAUAACUACAUCUAGAUAUUUUGAGAAAAAACUCGUAUCCGGGAGUAUUCGAGGUACCCAGGCAUAUAUGAAACUUACAGCUGGGUCGUUGAAAGCUCGUACAACUUAUACCGGCUUCACGUGUUGAAAGAGGAACUGUUGUUGAGAUUAAUACAACAGGUUUUCUCUGACAUAAAAUGUCUGACUCGGAGCAGGAGCAAGGAGAGUUGUCUGCAUCCCCAGACAACAGUCCUAACAGGCGUGUGGUGAUACAGGAUGAGGAGUCCGCCAUUUCCCAGCAUUCCUCAGCCUCUGCUGGCAGUGACAGGGAAGACACAAGGAAGGAGGGCAGCAUAGAGAAAGAAGAGAGACACGAGGAGCAGGAAUCUCUUGACAUUAAACCCCCACAGUCUCAGGCAGGCAAGAAAGACAAACACAAACAUAAACGUAAACACAGAGAAGACAGAGACAGAGGCAAGGACUACAGAAAGAGAGGCAGAGAGGGAGAGAAGGAGCGUGGAGAGAGAGGUAGGGAGGGAGAGAAGGAACGAGGGGAAAGAGGACGGGAGCAGAGGCAGGAGAAAGGCCCGGACCAGAGAGAGAGGGAACGCAUGAGGAUCAAAGAGGAAAAUAUCAGGAGGGAGGAGUCUAAACGGGAAAGGGAGAGGUUGGAAAACAUGGAGCGAGAAAAGCGACGUGAACGUGACAUGAAGGAGAGGAUGGCCAGGGAGAGAGAGCGAGAUCUAGAACGCAGGCACAGAAAGGGGGAGCCACGAUCAAGAAAAGCAGGCGAAGAUUCAAGUGAGCGCAGACGAGAAGAGAGGAGGUCAGACAAAUCACGCCCUGAUCGCAGUCGCAGCAGACACACAGACAGACAGGACAGAGAGGACAGUCGCACGCGGGGUAGUAACCAGCGCGGGAACACGAGGGAAGAGGAAAAGCGGCCAUCCCCAAUCCUGCCACCAGAGGUCACCCCUGAGCACGCUGAGGAGGCAAUGGAAACACAAGAGGUUACAAACGACAGGCAGUCACCAGAAUCCAGCGAAGAGUCUGAAAAAGAGGCCACAGAGCAAAGUGAAAGCGAGGCAGAGGAGCAACAAGUCGCAGAGGAGAGCGGGAGCGGUGAGUCGGAGUCCGAGUCUGGUAGUAGCAGCAGUGGAGAAUCUGAAGACAGUGACUCUGCAGAGGAGGAGGAGGAGGAACAGAAACCUAAGCCAGAAAAAGUACGCUCUAAAUUUGAUGAUCAGUCCUCUCCUGAGGAGAGUGAGACCGAGUCAGUCCCUGAGCCAUCAGAGGCGGCUUAUGCUGAGGGGGUCCUUGACGACACCCCUCCCCAGUCCCCCGUGGAACUCAAAAAGGAACUCCCGUCCUAUUAUCCCGCAAUCCAAGGCUGUCGAAGUGUGGAGGAAUUCCACUGUCUAAACAGGAUAGAGGAGGGCACGUAUGGGGUGGUGUACAGGGCCAGGGAUAAGAAAAAGGAUGAAAUUGUAGCACUGAAGAGGUUAAAAAUGGAGAAAGAAAAGGAAGGAUUCCCCAUUACCUCGAUAAGAGAGAUUAACACCAUUUUGAAGGCGCAACAUAUGAACAUAGUCACAGUUAGGGAAAUUGUUGUUGGAAGUAACAUGGACAAGAUUUAUAUUGUGAUGGAUUACGUGGAGCAUGACUUGAAGAGUCUGAUGGAGUCCAUGAAACAACCGUUUAUCAUGGGAGAGGUGAAAACUUUAAUGCUUCAGUUGCUAAGGGGCGUGGCUCAUCUCCAUGACAACUGGAUUAUCCAUAGAGACCUGAAAACCUCCAAUCUUUUGCUGAGUCACAAGGGCAUCCUUAAGAUCGGUGAUUUUGGAUUGGCGCGGGAGUAUGGUUCUCCGCUAAGGGCAUAUACUAGUGUUGUUGUCACAUUGUGGUAUCGCGCUCCAGAGCUUCUGCUUGGAAUUAAGCAAUAUUCCACUCCUAUAGAUAUGUGGUCAGUUGGUUGUAUAUUUGGGGAGUUGCUGACAAUGAAACCCAUUUUUCCUGGGAAGUCUGAAACUGAUGAACUGCAGAGGAUAUUCAAGGAUCUUGGCACUCCAAAUGAGAGAGUUUGGGAAGGUGUGACAGAACUACCUCACUGGAAGAAAUACACCUUUGCCAACUACCCAUUCAACUCAAUAAAAAACAGAUUUGGGAGUUAUCUCUCAGAGACUGGUUUUCAUCUUCUCAACAAAUUCCUGGCGUAUGACCCAAAGAAGAGGAUCACAGCGGAGGAGGCGUUGAAGCACGAGUUCUUUCAGGAGUCUCCCCAGCCUGUGGACCCUUCGAUGUUUCCAACAUGGCCAGCCAAGAGUGAGCAACCACGUCGCCAUGGAAACACGCCCAAGCCGCCAUCUGGUGGCAAAGCCUAUGACCUACUUGGAGAUGAUGACGAUACAGGGUUCCAGUUCACACAUGCUACCAAAGGUGCCUCAGCUCAGGGUCCAGGAUUUAGUCUAAAAUUCUAAAGAUUCAUAGCCAAGGAUUUAGUCUUAAAUUCUAGAGACUCAAAGCCAAGUAUUUAGUCUAAAGUUCUUAAGUCUCAAAGCCAAGGAUUUAGUCUAAAAUUUCUUGAGACCCAAAGCCCCAGACUUAGUCUGAAAUGAUAAAGACUGAAGGCCCAGGAUUUAGUCUGAAUUUCUGAAGACACUACCAGGGAUUUAGUCUAGAAUUCUAAAGACUUGAGGCCUGGGAUUUAAUCUAGAAUUUGAGAGACUCGUGAUUUAACAGAAAAUGCUAGACCAUGUCUUUGUGUCAAAGAUUAAGCUGGAAGUUCAAGGCUCAUGGGAUAGGAAGUCUGUAGUCUGAUACACAUGUUUAAUGGUCCAAGGCUCAUGAAUCGACCUCCUAGUAAAUCCUUCUUCAGGGGCCCAGGAUUUGACCUUCAAGUUUUAGAUAAAUGCACUCAGAAGAGAAUUUGUAAUUGUAACCUAGCGACAAGUUAAAGUGACUCAGUUAUGACAUUUGACAAUGACAUUUAACAUUCUGCUUCAUAAUUGUCGAGGUUCAGACUGAAAUGUUUUAAGGUCGCGGCUCAUAUAUUGUUGCUAAAAGACGAGCAGCACAGUUUGCCGUCAGCUUAUUGCAAAUAUAAAAUAAAUGCAUCCUGUGAGCAAAAAUGGAUAGGGGAAAAGAUUUUUUUCUUCCUCUUUUUGUUAUCCGCAGGUUCCAUCAGAUGGUAUUUUGUUUUAACAGGAAAUGAGUAAAUUGUAAGAAAUUACGACAUUUUUAGUAUCGUAACAUUUGUAUUUCCAUAUUGAAAACAAAUUUAUAUUUCAAUAAAUUAAUUUAAAUUGAA
Lingula anatina is the source of this 3381-nucleotide messenger RNA. RefSeq names its product cyclin-dependent kinase 11B-like. Lineage: Eukaryota; Metazoa; Brachiopoda; Lingulata; Lingulida; Lingulidae. The record is from RefSeq and is a predicted model, not a curated record. Gene Ontology annotation, molecular function: ATP binding; protein serine/threonine kinase activity. Gene Ontology annotation, biological process: protein phosphorylation; regulation of mitotic cell cycle. Gene Ontology annotation, cellular component: nucleus.